Messenger RNA from Paramuricea clavata, 10934 nucleotides. The record is from the annotation of a GenBank genome assembly. Lineage: Eukaryota; Metazoa; Cnidaria; Anthozoa; Malacalcyonacea; Plexauridae.
CGGAAUAUUACGAAAUAUGACGUAUUUUGGACUUCCUCGAAUUUUGUGCGAAAUUGUGUAUUAAAUGGAGCUGGGCUAGUCCGAAAAAAACGCUAUUUUUUGUUAUAAAUUUUGCGCAUGUAAACUUUUAGGUCGUCGUAUUGUGUUCUCCAUUAAAGGUUCAUGUUUGUGAAAGCGUGAAUUCGUAAAUAAUGGCCUCUGUUGCUGGAAGAUAUCAAUUUAAAAUCGUACUUUUGGGCGAGGGAUGCGUUGGCAAAACCUCACUUGUGCUUCGUUAUUGUCAAGAUAAAUUUAACGAUAAACAUUUAACAACUUUACAGGUGUGUUGUUUUAAGCUUGCUUAAGCAUGUGAUGUAUUUUAUGUGAGUUUAUUAUUUGUAUUCGCCUGAACUGCUAAAAAUAUGAAUGUGUUUUAAAAUACAUUUGAAACACGUUACAUAAUUAUCUAGCUAGUUGUUUCGUAAUUUUGUACAGUUAAGUGACUUGUGUUGCAAUUUGUGAACUUUUGUAAAACAAAAUUUUAAAAUUAGUAAUAUGUAUAUGCAUGUAAUUGGAAAACAUUUAAAGUUUAUAGUUUCCUUGGGUUAAUCAAAAUAAAAUAUUUAAAUGAGGCCACUGAACAACAAUGCCAUAUAGGGAUUAAUAGGCUGCAAUCCACCCAAUUUGUUAUUCAGAUGCCAGAUGAUUUUACUCUUGAAAGGGAAGCGUUUUGGGAAUAAAUGAGCUUGCCUCUCCCCCAUAAGCAGAAUUUGAGCUGCCGUGGUUUGUGUCUGAACUAGCCGAAAAAGAUAUCUUCUGACACACCACUGGAUCACCGCGCUGCAGUUUAUAUGUUGUUUGUGUCUGAACUAUCUGAAAAAGAUAUCUCAAACGUGGUGGUCCAGUGUAGGUAGUAUCCUACAAUAAGCUGUCAUGGUUUGUGUCUGAAUUAUGUGAAAACGAUAUCUCAAACGUGGUGAUCCAGUGUCAAUAUAAGUAUAAUUUCAACAAUAAGCUAUCAUGGCUUGUGUCUGAACUACAUGAAAAAGAAACAUCAAAUGUUGUUGAUUCAGUGUAGGUAGUAUUCUACAAUAAGCUGUCGUGGUUUGUGUCUGAACUACCUGAAAAAUAUAUCUCAAACAUAGUCCAGUGUAGGUAGUACUCUACAAUAAGCUGGUGUGGUUUGUGUUUGAAAAGAUUAAUCUAAGAUUAAAAGCACUUUGACAGCAAAGUGUUUUGUAUAGUGGUUAGUAGUGCCUCUGUCAUUUAUUUUCUAGGCUUCAUAUCUUACCAAAAAACUGAAUAUUGAUGGGAAACGAGUCGGUUUGUCAAUCUGGGUAUGUUUUUGCUUAUUAUUAAAUUAGUGUAGAUGAUUAAAUUCUGUUUGGCUGUGAUGAUAUAAAAUAUAUAAAUGUUAUAUAUUGAAUUUAGGAUACCGCAGGACAAGAGAGGUUUCAUGCUUUAGGACCUAUAUACUAUCGAGACAGGUGAGACAACGCAUGAAGUAACAAUUUAUAAUGCAAUGAAAUUACUGUACCAAAACAUCAAAAGCUGAAUUAUUUAUUUUUUCAUAUUUACUGAAGAUAUUGCUAAGUCAAUAAUUUAUUGAUUUUUGCCUUAUUUAGCAAUGGUGCAAUAUUGGUGUAUGACAUUACGGAUGAAGACUCUUUCCAAAAGGUAUUUGACUAAAGAAAGCUUAUUGCUUUGGUGUUUAACUCAAUAGGUGAUCGCUAGAUAGUAUAUUUCAAAAUAAGGUUUCCGUCUUUAUAACGUAGAAAAAACUAUCCUAACACAAAACUAAACCCUAACCCUAAUACUCACCCUAACCCUAUUCUAACCCUAUUCUAACCCUAUCCUAAACCCUAACCUAACCCUAACUUAUUUUAAAAAUUAAUAUAAAAACGGAAACCUUAUUUUGAAGUAUAAUAUAUUUUAAAGAAAAUUUUAAAUGAUUACUUUGAUGUUUGAAACUGAUCCUAACCACCCACAACAACCAUUUCCAGCCAUGAUCGACCACUGUCAAAAACCAAUAACCAUUUAUAUACAGUAGGCUGUUGGGCUGUUUUGAAUUUUUAAAUUACCCCUACUGCUUGACAGAGCACAUUUUCAAGAUAUCUAUUUGCCUGACUUUUUGAAGUAUUAAAUAUUUAAAUUUAUAUUUGGUUUUAUUGUCGAUUUCAUAUUACUUUUCAAAGCACGGUUCCCAAGUUUGUUGUCAACUUGCCAAUUACGUUUCCAAAUUUAGAAGUUGGGCGGGAACUUUGCAACAAAGUUCGCAAGUUCAUUUCAAAGUUUGAACUUUGAUUGUAAACAAAUGUUCAUAGUUGGAGUUGAAAUUACUGUAUAAGGCCCUAUGUACAAAUUACUGCAGUAAAAUAUUGGUCCAGUGGUCUCCCAAGAUGAAAAAUGCCUUUUUAAAUAAAUUUAUAAAUGAAAUUUGUACAUUUGUAUACAAUUGAAGUUGGAACUUUGAAAUGAACUUGCGAAAUUCGUUGUGAAGUUCCCGCCCAACUUCCGAAUUUGGAAACGUAAUUGGCAAGUUGACAACAAACUUGGGAACUGCGCUUUGAAAAGUAAUAUGAAAUCGACAAUAAUUCAGAUAAUUUAAUUCAAUCAAUCAAUCAAUCAAAAUAUUUAAUCAAGAUACCUAUGAGCUAUAUACAGGAGGUAGGUUCUUGCAGGAGGAUCGGAAGGUUAACCCUAUAUAAGAACCCCCUUAGUCCAUAUCCAAGCAACUCAAUUUUUUCUCGAAGUCCAAAGAAUUUGAAGUCCAAAGAAUUUGUUUUGUUUUGUAGGUUAAAAACUGGGUGAAAGAGCUCCGUAAGAUACUAGGAGAUGAUAUCUGUUUGUGCAUAGUAGGUAAGCAUAAACUUUGUCUCAAUUCUUAUUUCUAGAAUCAUGAUAACGUUGCAGUACAUUAUCAAUCUAUAUCAAAUUUUAUCCAUGUAUUAAAACAUUCCAGGAAAUAAAAUUGACCUUGAGAGAGACAGACAUGUGGACGGAGCCGAAGCAGAGGCGUAAGUACUUUAAAUUUCAGCUACUGUACAAUAUGUCUUACAGGUGUAUGUACCACAGAAUACCACAUAAAUUUACAUGUUCCAUAUCUUUUGGCAACUGCAUAUAACAUAGUCUCUUAAAUAUUUUUUAUUAUAGUUUUUCAUUUUUUUCUUCCUGUGGGGUUUUGGGUUUAGAUUUGGCAGAUUCUAUUAUUUUUUAAAUUGGACAUUCCGUGGAUAAAAUCCUAAUGCACCACAAUAAGUAAGGAAUGGUUUAUCAAAUUGCACAAGGAUUUGGUGUGUCAUGUUGUGUGAUAACACAGUACAGAUAUUCCUAACUUAAUUUAGUGGAAGGUGAACACUAAAAUCACAACAGAAUACCGGUAGUAUGUACCAUAGUAUAUUAGGUUUACCAGUAAUUUUGAAAAAUUGAGUUUUUUAUACCGGUAGUAAAUUUGAUUACUCAGUGAGAUUCCUGAAUAGUAAAAAUGUUGUAUCGCUUAGAAAAACUGUUGACGGGCAUUAAGCAGAAAAAAGUACCAAAAAUAAGGAAUUUUAUUUGUUCUCACACACAGCUGAGGGAUGCUGCACACGCAAGGCAGCCUGACCUUUAAUCAACAAAAAUAUCUCAUAUUUACAAUAAACGGAUCCGUACAAACUGCAACUCACUAAUUAUCACGUGUUGGACUAAACCCAAUUCUAGUUAGCACACUAACCUGCCAAUAGGGUGGGUGGGUGGGACACAGGUCAGGCUAGCACGAGGCUAGAUAAAUAACACUUAUUUAUCCCGAUUGUUUUUAAGAAUUUUAUGAAAAUAUCCAUUUUUGUUUUUAUAUGACCACUGAGGCUGAAACUAAUAUAUAUUCACAAAAUAAAGUAUAUAACAUGUUUCCUUCAAAUUUUAUAAGAGAAAUAAAAAAACUGGUAUUCUGUGGUACAGUGCAACCCCGCCUUACGGCCACCCCGUUAAUACGGUCACCUCGAUAAUACGGUCACUUUUUUGUCCCGCCGAAACACUAAUACAUUUUAUAACAAAGUUACCCGGUUAAUACGGCCACCCCUUUAAUACAGCCAACGGCCAUAUUGUAGAGUCCCAAACUAAAGAAAUCACCCCGUUAAUACAGUCACUCAAAAAAAUAAAUGUGUUUACGGACGGAAAUGCAGUAUAAUUUAAGACACCUUGUGCAGUGAAACACAAAAUUCAAGUUGCAUCAUAUUACUAAUUUUUUUAUUUUUAUUAUCAGUCGCGCAAAGGAAAAGAAAGAAUACAAGGUUCUUUAGCGACGUUGCAUUCGCUGCAUUGUUUCUUUAAAUUUAGUGAAAACUUUAUCUGAACUUUAUAAUGUUUAGUUAUUAAUUGGUAUUAUGGUGGGGUAUGGUGUUAUUGUGAUUUUCGAAUAAACAUAGCUUUAAUGAUGUCACAAUUGAAAUUACGGCCAUAUUAUUUCGGCCCGUUGGUGACCGUAUUAACGGGGUUCCACUGUACUGUGAUAUUCUGUGGUACUGUACAUACACCUCUACAAUAUGUCCUACAUUGUUAUUUUAGUUUGUAAUAUUAUACCAGAUGAUUUUACUUAUUCAGUAUUUGAAUAUUUUGUUCUUCAGAUAUGCAAAAUCAGUGGGAGCAAAGCAUUUGUUAGCUUCAGCAAAACUAAACAAAGGUGUUGAUGAGCUUUUCUUAGAGUUGGCUAAAGGUAAGUUCGCAUUCAGUGGUGCCUAAAUUACUUUGAAUUUGUACUCGAGUAAAAGUAGAAGUAAUUAACAAUAAAACGACUUGAGUAAGAGUAAAAAGUACUAGAGGCAAAACGUACUUAAGUAAAAAGUACAAAGUAUCCUUAAAAGAUACUUGAAGUAAAAAGUAAAAGUAAAGUACUAUUGUCUGUAGCGUGUAAGGGGGGGGGGGGACUUCUCCAAUGAAUUUGCAUACAAAAGACACCAAACAGAACACACAUUAUUUAUAUGCUCCUAAUAUACAAUAUUUCACAGCAUGGCCUACUUUUCAGACUCCAUUGAAAAUAUAAGAAAUCCAUUAAAUAAAUAAUGCUUAUUGGUAAGCCACAAACGAGAGAUCCCAGACGCAUCUAGAGACUAGAGGUCCUAUUACCUAUCCCAAAAUUAAAUAAAUCCGGAAUUAACGGCAGAGUAUCCGAGUUUGGAGGUAGGUGCCGUUGGUGGCCAAGGCUAGUCGGCGAUCUAGCCUUGUCGGGCAAAUGACCGCAAUGGCAAACAUUAGGCAAAACACUGGCAAACAUUUCUGGCAAAUGGCAAAACUGGCAAACAGCAAUGGCAAACAGCUAUGGCAAAACAGCAAAAAACGUAAUAAUAAGGCUAAUUAUAGUAGCAAUAGGAGUUUGCCAUGACAAUUCUGCCAAGGCAGACCUCCGGCACCUGUCACACUGAUGAUCAGUGGAAAAAAGGACGCAUUCUAUAGUAGUCUAUAGAUUGUAUCCUAUAAAGAAAAACAAAUAAAAAAACAAUCCGAUACAACCAAAACAAAACAACAAAAAACAAAACUAAAACAAAAAUAAAGAACUUAACCCGAGUAUCAACAAACAUUAACCAGGGUGGGGAAAGGGCGAAGGGGAACAGAGCGAAAGAGCAGUUGUAGCUGGCUAGCCAAGCUGUAGCAAAGUGACGGAUGCGCGAUAAUUGCAACUGUUCUAAGUGACGUCAGGGGCUCCCCGCUGCUAGAUACAUCUGCCGUUAACUUCGCUUAAAUCUACGUUUAACCACAUUAAAUCACGUAAAAUUAAAGGGCAUAUGACUCGAGAAUUGACGGUGUUAUAUUUUAAUCUAGUUUGAAAGAUAAUUGAAAACUGUAGGGUAACUUCUUUGCCAGAUUUUUGUUUUCUUGCUUCGUUUUGGAGAUAUUUCAUUUUGUAUGAUAUGCAAAGGACCAACUUUCUACGUCACACAUGCAUAAUAACUUUCUUUAAAAUGUUAUAUAAUUUUGUCACUAUCAAAUAAAUUCGCACAAAAUGAAUGAUGAGCACGAGAUUUGUCCACAGAACACCCAUCUAUAGGUUUUCUAAUGAUAUCGUUUAGUCGCAUGAAAGAUAUACAGCUCUUAGAGCUAAGUCAUUAUGCAUAUGUGACGUACGUAGAAAGUUGGUCCUUUGCAUAUCAUACAAUAUGAAAUAUCUCCAAAACGAAGCAAGAAAACAAAAAUCUGUCAAAGAAGUUACUCUACAGUUUUCAAUGAUCUUUCCAAUUAGACUAAAAAAUAACACCGUCACUUUUCGAGUCAUAUGCCCUUUAGAAAGUUAGAAAGUAACGAAAUACUUCGCCACAAAAUGAAAAUAACGAAGUAAAACGUUACUUCUUAAAACAACUUCGUUCCAAGUAAAAGUACUCAAGAAAAAGUUUACUUUGUUACAUGCUGACUUCUCAAAAAUAGUGCUCGAGCGCAGUGACGAAGCACAUUUACAUUGUUACUUGACACCACUAAGUUCGAUUAACCCAUUAAGUUGUAUCGAUCGCGCCCUACUUUUUUGUUUUCCUCUGUCUUAAGGUCCAGACACACCGGACGCGAUUCGACAACGCGACGCGAUUUUUCGAUUUUCAAUGACCGAUAACUUUGAUUCUAGUUUAAAUUUUCCAAAUAUUUAGAAGCGCUAUAACAUUUUGAGUUAUUUGGUCUACAUAUCUUUCAAAAUUUGCCCUCAUUGGCUGUUUUAUUAACUUUCAAAAACUAAAAAAUUGCGUCGCGUUGUCGAAUCGCGUCCGGUGUAUCUGGACCUUUAUGCUACACAAUUUUGCCGUCAAGGGAGGAUGUUUCAUGGGCCCUCAGUAAUAGAUGUGUUUCACUAAACACCAUCGUGCAGCAGUUACAGGUAAACUACGUGAAGUGUUCCUCUUUUGACUUCGUAACUCAUUUGGAAUUUUCCUCAUUAGGUUUGCAAAUUUGAAAACUUUUUGCAAAUCUCUUGAGGGAAUUUGCAAUGUUCCUAUCGGCUGUUGCAAUAUUCCAAUGCAAAAAAACUUCAUUUUAAAUUUUCCUGACUUCCUGUUUUAAUUUCCUAACUUCCUGUUCUGUUCUGUGCGUUGUUAUUGGUCGAUUAUUUUUGUUAGCCAAUUGCAACGCCCAGAACAGAACAGAACAGGAAGUUAGGAACUUGUAACAGGAAGUUAGGAACUUCUAACAGGAACUGAGGAAAAUUUAAUUGGGUUUUAGCAACAUUGCAAAUUUCCUCAAGGGAUUUGCAAGGGAGUUUUUUAAAUUGCAAAAGUAAUGAGGAAAAUUGCAAUCAAUUUAGAAACUCAAAAGAGGAACGCUUCACGUAGUUUACCUGUAAAAGUAUUAAGAUCAAGAGAUGGCCUUAAAAUAUCGGUCAGAAAACAGUCUGACAAAAUGUUCCAUGACUUUGAGUCGGCCGUAUGUAUUGUGAUGUCCGAUGACAUUGAGUUCAGUUUGGCUUGGAAAUAAGUAUGAAUGCAGAUACAAAUUAAUAUCAGCACAAUUUGGAAAAGUCAUUUGAAUCUUGGCAAUGAAUUAAUUUCCCAAACCCCACGAUGAAAACCCCGCACUUUAUUACAAAUUUCCAGUUCACUUUUUAUACAUUACUCUGAUUCUCAAUUUAACAUACGAGCCUCUAGUCCUGGACUAGGGUACAUUUUGGUAUACGUCGGACAAAUUUGCAGUUAGGUCGGACACCAAUUCACUCGGGUCGGACAAACAAUGAACCUCAGUUUCACUUAGGUCGGACAGAAUUUACAGUGGUUUCCUCCCUACGUCGGACAAUUUCACGAAUGGGUCGGACUAUGUCUGUGACCCACCGAUAUUUUAAGGUCCGAUAAGUGUCGACAUUUCUGAAAUUGACCACUAUCUGCUGUCCUGUGAGGCUGUGACGCUCACUGAAACAUGCCAAUUUGCAUUGUGUUGGCAAGAGACACAUUGGCUCGUUACUUUGAUUGCCACUUGAGUUUUGAGAUUUAAUCAUUAAAGGACAUUGGCAAUAAAAAAAUAGUUUUUCUCAUUCAAAAGAACUCUUAAAAUUUUAUAUUAAACUCUAGUACCGAUUUGUCAUAUCUUGCUUAGUUCUCGAAAUAUUUAGACCGAAAUUCAUGAGCUUUCCGCCAUCUUGAAAAAAUUCUUUACCUCAUUAACUAUGGUUUUGAUGACAUCAGGAGUUGGGUUAACCAUAUAAAACUACUCUAAGAUGAUCGAAUAACAAUCCAAAAUUGUUUGAAAUGUUUUUAAUCAUUUCUAAAUUUCUGACAGCAACCAGAAACGAAGUUUUGGACGCAUAUUGAUCGCUUACUUUCAAGAUAAAAAAUUAGCGUGACCCCUCUCUUGACGUAACAUGCAUAUCCUCAAUAAUACAAAAUGGCGAACAGCUCACUUUUUUCAGUCAAAAUAUUUUGAAAACUAAGCAAGAUAUAAACAAUCUGUAAUAGAGUUUAAUAUGUAGUUUUAAGAGUUCUUUCAAAUGAACUAAACUAAUUUUUUAUUGCCUAUGUCCUUUAAUUUCCAAAAUUGUAGUAACAACUGAAUUGCUUUGGAAUUACAUAGCAUGACAAUAAAAUAUUUUGUAAUUAGAUAAAAAGUACUAUAACAACUGAGAGUUUAAUUAUGAACACGAGCAACAGCAGGGACGAAACCGUUUGAAAAACGGUCCCAUUCACGUCCCCAGAGCCAUUUUCACUUGGUCACUCGUUAAAAAUUAGGCUCUGGGUUAGACGACUAAAGGGAGAGAUCUGAUUGGCUUCUCAGAGAACUGCUAUUUCGCAGAAGUUGAGCAGUUUUCGUUAGGCAAAAUUAUUCUAUCAACACAUGUCAACACAUAUACUUCGUUUCUUCGUAAUACGGGUACUGAAGCGUUCCAAUUCAAGACCAUGCGCUUGAGAAACUACUGCAAGUUCUCUUGCACUUGCGGUUCCGUGUGUCCCAGAGAGGCCCUGGGGACGAGGAUGGGUAAGUCCUUAGAUAAUUUAUUUGGGGGUUGGGGGGGACUAAAACCCAGUUUCCACUAGGCGAAUUUGUUGUUUGCGCGAACAGUAAAAAAGUAGAACUGUCCAACAUUCAGUUUGUGAGUGGGUAACAUAUUUGAAAAAAAAAACCGAUUAAAGAUCAAGACGUCAGCAGGUGAAGCAUUUCGAUUGUCAACCCAAAACUAAUCAGAAGUUUUAACAAUCUGUAUUGUUUAGCAAUGGUGACCGCACAAGAUGCUUCUGCAAGCAACGGUCAGUCGAGUGGUAGGCGUGGCGCUUCGUCAAGAAAACGAGGUGUUGAAAUUGUCGAUGAACAGCCUGCCGGACAACCUAAGAAAGGCUGUUGUUGAACGUCUUCGUAGCAUGGUAGAUAUUUUAUGAUAUUUUCCUAUGACUAGGAAUUUGUAUUAUAGAAUUAUAUAUAAGAUAAUUAGCCCUUCAAAUCAUCAAUGUCAGCAUAGGUAGCAGUCCAAUGGAUCAUCUUUUCUCGAAUGGGCUACAACGUACAUGGUUCCCAUUUUAAACACUAUGGGCUGAUGCGAUAUAUCAAUGUUUUCGAUAAAUACCAAUAUUUUUCAAAAAUAUCGAUAAUCGAUUUUUCGCAUAUCGAAACUAGACAACUUAAAGGGAAAUGGCAGUAUGUUUUUUAUUUUCUCAUUUGAAAGAACUUUUAAGACUAUAUAUAAUACUCUUUUACCGUUUUUUUCAUAUCUUGCUUAUUUCUACAAAUAUUUUGUUCGAAAGGAAUGAAAUGGUCGCCAUUUGUAGAUAUGCAUGUCGCGUCACAACAGGGGUGACCCCUACAAUAUUUUUAUCUAGACAAGCACUAAUCAUUUUGCACUCAAACUAUACUCUGUCUGCCCUUCGAAAUAUCAAGAUCACUCAAAACCUUUAAAACAUCUACCAAUCAAUAUUUGGUCAGCAACAACGAAUACUUUUAUAUGGUUAAUCCCUGUUGUGACGUCGCCAAAACUACCGUUAAUGAGAUCAAAAUUUUAUCCAAGAUGGCGGACAUCUCAUUACUUCAAGUGAAAAUAUUUCGAGAACUAAAGGCCAUGUUACACGGUGCAAUUUCUCUUGCAACUUGCAAUGCAAUUAUACUCUUGAGAGAUGUAAAAUUGCCAAGUACGAGUCUUCAUUACACUCCGCUGAUGUUUUCUAAACAUAUCGAAAAUUCUUUACUGAUUUCACUAAUUAACAUCUCUCAAGAGUAGAAAUGCAUUGCAAGUUGCAAGAAAAAUUGCACCGUGUAACAUGGCCUUAAGCGAGAUAUGAAAAAUCGGUAAAAGUUUCAAAAGUUCUUUCAAAUGAGGAAAUAAAAAUUUAUAUUGCCACUCUCUUUAAUCUCCUUUUUUCGGCAAUUAUUGUCCGGUAAUGUUAGACGUCAUGUGUAUGAAUCUUUAAACAUUCAUAAACUGUUGAGAAACAUCUCUUAAUGUUUGACCCACUGUUCUAGAAAUACCUAGAUCUGUGGUUUAACCUGUUUCAUGCAACUUUGUUUUUUUUGCUGUCUGUGAUGCGUUGUACAUGCAAGUUGACUAAACUAUGUUUUCUAAUUUGCAUAAUUCGCUAUAGUCGAUAUUUUUAAAGACAUCAAUAUAUCGAUUCUUUUAAUAUCGCAUCGGCCUAUACCACUAGAUACUUAUUAAUGGUUCAUAAUUUCUGUGGGGGAGACAUUCGAUGCUGUUACUCGUAAACACCAUACAUUCUGAGCUUGUGUGGGCAUGCUCAUUCUUGUACUGUGUGGACAUCAGUGGAGAUUAAUUGGUUUUAUAUGACUCUGUUAACCAUUUCCUCCAGUGAAUAUCUAAACAAAACAAGAUUAUGCGCAAGCCAUGAAACGAUGCUAUAUUUCAAUACAGGCAGAAUGUUAAGUCUAGACAGUGAUUUAAAUCAAUAAAAAUUACAUCAUCUACAACUCACUUUCUUCAACAAGCUUUUACUCAGUUGUGUGUUUGCAGCAGGGCUGACUUUUUUCUUAUCACUCUUUGUUUUUGCUGCUCUUUCAAGCCUUCGAAUUUUUGCAGG